AUGGCUGAUAUGGCUGGUCGGAAGGUCUUCAAGGUCUUCAACCAGGACUUCAUCGUUGAUGAGCGCUAUACGGUUACAAAGGAGCUUGGACAGGGUGCAUAUGGUAUCGUUUGUGCCGCAACCAACAAUCAAACCGGCGAGGGUGUGGCGAUCAAAAAGGUCACCAAUGUUUUUAGCAAGAAGAUUCUUGCAAAACGGGCGCUCAGGGAGAUCAAGCUUCUGCAGCACUUCAGAGGACACCGCAAUAUCACUUGCCUAUAUGACAUGGAUAUCCCUCGUCCAGAGAGUUUCAAUGAGACAUAUCUCUAUGAAGAGCUCAUGGAAUGUGAUUUGGCUGCUAUCAUCCGCUCGGGUCAACCUCUUACAGAUGCGCAUUUCCAAUCGUUCAUCUAUCAAAUCCUCUGUGGGCUCAAAUAUAUACAUUCGGCCAACGUUCUUCAUCGAGAUUUGAAGCCCGGCAAUCUUUUGGUCAAUGCCGAUUGUGAAUUGAAAAUAUGCGAUUUCGGCUUGGCAAGGGGGUUUUCGAUGGACCCAGAGGAGAACGCUGGCUACAUGACGGAGUAUGUUGCCACGCGGUGGUACCGUGCCCCCGAGAUCAUGCUGAGCUUUCAGAGUUACACGAAAGCUAUUGACGUCUGGUCCGUGGGAUGUAUUUUGGCGGAGCUUCUCGGCGGCCGUCCUUUCUUCAAAGGUCGAGACUACGUCGACCAGCUAAACCAGAUUCUUCACUACCUUGGCACGCCCAACGAGGAGACCCUAUCACGCAUCGGCUCACCUCGUGCCCAGGAGUAUGUUCGGAACCUACCUUUCAUGGCUAAAGUCCAGUUCCAAAAGCUCUUCCCGCAAGCCAACCCUGAUGCCCUGGAUCUGUUGGAUAAAAUGCUGGCAUUCGAUCCCUCAUCCCGUAUCUCCGUUGAGGAGGCACUAGAGCAUCGCUACCUGCAUAUUUGGCAUGAUGCCUCGGACGAGCCUGCCUGUCCUACCACCUUCGACUUCCAUUUCGAAGUGGUCGAAGAUGUAGGGGAGAUGAGGAAGAUGAUACUUGACGAAGUCGUUCGAUUCCGAGCACAUGUACGACAGCAGCAACCAUCCGGAAUGGCAGCGGGUGGAGGUGCCCCAGGACAGCACAACAAUGUGCCUAUCCCAGACAAUGCGGUGCAAUGGGGCGCAGAAGAUCCAAGACCACAAGAAGCAAUCCCGCGAGGAGAUAGUUUGGAAGACUCCCUAGAGCAAGGUUCAGAUGUUUAUAUGCGGCGAUAG
This is a messenger RNA of Endocarpon pusillum Z07020, 1260 nucleotides long. RefSeq names its product Mitogen-activated protein kinase spm1. Bases 1 to 1260 code for a protein of 419 amino acids. The transcript is spliced from 5 exons. Gene Ontology annotation, cellular component: nucleus; cytoplasm. Gene Ontology annotation, biological process: intracellular signal transduction; protein phosphorylation. The record is from RefSeq and is a predicted model, not a curated record. Lineage: Eukaryota; Fungi; Ascomycota; Eurotiomycetes; Verrucariales; Verrucariaceae. Gene Ontology annotation, molecular function: MAP kinase activity; ATP binding.